UAUUUUUAAAUGUUCAUUAUUUCAUGUUUUUUUAUUAAUAUAUCCAAAUAGGUAUACUAUUUGAUAUAUCUGCACCGACUGUACGCUAAUUAAUAACUCACUCUAUAAUUUACUGCAUUUCUGUUAUUAAUUAUGUAAACUAAUAAUUAUUAUUGUUUAUCAAGAAAAAACAAAUAUUUACCGGUUUAUCCAUAUAACAAGUUGAACCAAGUGAACAAGCAAUAUUAUUAAUUAUAAAUAUUACCUACUUUUAAACAACAUUUAACUAUUUGUUAUGAUUAGGUAGAAAAAACAUUUUUAAACCAUGUCUAUAGAUAAUCAGAGUGAUUCUGGAUACUUCAGUUCCAAUCCGGUUCAAUACAGGAAACGAUUGGAUGCGCAGUUUUACGAAACACAGUGUGAAGAAUUGGCCAUGAGUUUACUGGGAAAAGUACUUGUCAGACGACUAGAUGAUGGCACCGUUGUUAGGGGUAGGAUUGUUGAAACCGAAAGUUAUCUGGGCCAUGAAGAUGCUGCUUCCAUAUCAUACAAAGGAAAAGUUACAUCUCGAAAUGAACCUGUGUUCAUGAAACCCGGAACAGCUUUUGUUUAUAUGACAUAUGGAAUGUACCAUUGCUUCAAUAUUUCAAGCAAAGGAGACGGUGCUUCAGUUUUUUUAAGGGCGAUAGAGCCUUUGGAUAAUUUGAACACUAUGGCAUCUCUACGAAAACAAUUUAAAAAAUCUACAAAAACAGUGAUUGCAAAUAAAGAUUUAUGCAAUGGCCCUGCAAAGUUAUGUAUAAGUUUUGCGAUUGAUAUAAAAUCUUGUAAUAAACAAGAUCUGACUUCAUGGGAUGGAAUGUGGGUAGAAGAAGAUGAAAAUAGUAAAUUAAUUGACACAAUUGUUUGCUCGCCAAGAAUAGGUAUUAAAUGUGAAAAAAAGUGGCAAGAUAAAUUUUUUAGAUAUUAUAUUCGCGAUAAUCCCUGUGUUAGUAAGAUAGAAAAAACUAAAAUGAAUGAAUUGAAAUAUUCACAAAUUGAAAAUAUAAAAUAAAAAUUACCUAUACAAUAAGUCAUAUUAAGUAACAUAUUCCAACUUUAAAUGUACUCAGUCAUCUUUAUGUUUUUAUUUCCCUUGUAAUUUCAGGAAGUGAGAAAUAUUAAUAAAUGUUAGUUUAUGACCAUUUGUAUAUUAUUAAUAAAUUAAGGU
Acyrthosiphon pisum (pea aphid) is the source of this 1189-nucleotide messenger RNA. Its product is annotated as DNA-3-methyladenine glycosylase-like. The record is from RefSeq and is a predicted model, not a curated record. The transcript is spliced from 2 exons. NCBI's taxonomy places the organism in Eukaryota, Metazoa, Arthropoda, Insecta, Hemiptera, Aphididae. Bases 305 to 1033 code for a protein of 242 amino acids. Gene Ontology annotation, biological process: base-excision repair. Gene Ontology annotation, molecular function: alkylbase DNA N-glycosylase activity; DNA binding.